Molecule: messenger RNA, 1439 nt
Organism: Leptonychotes weddellii (Weddell seal)
Lineage: Eukaryota; Metazoa; Chordata; Mammalia; Carnivora; Phocidae
Source: RefSeq, a predicted model, not a curated record
UCUCGGGCAGGCGGGACCGCCUCGCACUGAAGGAGUACUUCCGGGGCAGUAGGAGUGGUUCCUCGGCGGCUCUGGCGGCGGCAAUGAUCUAAUCAUGUCAGAGAAAGAUGGUAUUGAGACUCCAGUGAUAACUGAAGCAUCCUCCACUCUUGAAGAUGGGAACCGUGAACCAGCCAAGAAUUCUGAGUCUGUUGACCAAAGUGCCAAGCCAGAGAGUAAAUCCAAACCUGUAGCUAUCACUCGGAAAAGACCGGAGUCCAAAUCUUCCAGUGACCUCGAGACUUCAGAAGUUCUCCCUGUUGAGGCAUCACAGGCUGUAGGCAAAGAGACUGUUUCCAAAGAUGUACCUCAGACUGGUUGGGGAUAUUGGGGCAGCUGGGGCAAGUCCUUACUCUCUUCAGCCUCAGCUACAGUAGCUACAGUAGGACAAGGUAUUUCAAAUGUCAUUGAGAAGGCAGAGACUUCUCUUGGAAUUCCUAGUCCCAGUGAAAUUUCAACCGAAGUCCAGUAUGCAACAGGAGAGACAAAUGCCAAAGAGAAUGCAAACUCUUCCCCAUUGACUGGGCCAUUUGGUGUAUUCUCAACCAUCUCUACUGCUGUUCAGACCACAGUGAGUAAAAUGCAUGGUAGACUGUAUCCCUCUGUGAAUAUAGUGGUUUUUUUUUUUUUUUUUUUUAAUCUCUUUCUCCCUCCUUUUCUUGAAAAGCCACGAGGACUGAUUACUGUUAUGGGAGUCCACAAAUUGCUGAAGAUCAAUCACUUUGAUCUUAGGGGUAGAGUGGGAGCUACUUGAAAACUUUCUUUAAAGAAGUAGAGAGCAGAAGAUGAAGAGUAACAGAGAGGCAAUGUACAUAAUAUUUAAUGGACUAUGAAUUCUGAGUUUGGUGGCCCUAGAAAAUGUCCCUCCUUUACGAAAAUAUUUUUCUCAUAACUAUAGAUGAUUAGAAACAUUUUUAAAAGGAUUUUAUAGGAAACUUAAUAUCUUUCUUUAUGAAGAUAGAUAACUAGUACUUUUUAAUUUUAAUUUCUUGAAGUAAAACAUUAUAUACAGAAAAGUGAAAUCAUAAGAAUUCAGUUGGAAUUUUUACAACAUGAACACACUCAGCCUAAGAAACCAACGUGAUGGUAUAUCAUAGGUUUUCUACCUGUACCCUCUCCCAGCCAUCUGUGCUUCUUCCUUUUGCCCACCAAGAUAACCACAAUUCUGACUUCUACCAUCAUAGAUUAAUUUUGCCUACUUUUAAACUUGACACAGAUGGAAUCAUACAGUAUGUACCCUAUUGCAUUUGGCUUCUUUCACUCAACAUUAUAUUUGUAUUAUUUCUCCAUCAUGUAGUCGGUAUGGUGUAUUCCAUUUUCUUUGCUGUAUUCCAUUAUGUGACUAUGUAGCAUUUAUUUAUUCCAUGGUUGGUGAGUACUGGGGUUGUUUCCGGUUUUUG